Molecule: messenger RNA, 3180 nt
Organism: Bombus impatiens (common eastern bumble bee)
Lineage: Eukaryota; Metazoa; Arthropoda; Insecta; Hymenoptera; Apidae
Gene: Osi13
Exons: 2
Coding region: 2292-2798 (168 amino acids)
Source: RefSeq, a predicted model, not a curated record
AUAGAACAAUAAUAACGAAGAGGGGAAAAAAUGCCAAUUUUCGAGAUUGUAAAAGAACAUAGUUGAAAUGGGUAAAAUGUAUUUGGGUGUUAGUGUGAGAUAGGAAGAAUUGAAUCUAUUUUGAUAGAGUAAUGACAGCAAGAUGAGAUAAAAAAAGUGAUAGCGAAUUUUUGAAAAGAUAAAAGUAGAAGGGAUGAAAGGUCUGCAGUUUUAACAGUUCCGCUUGUUACGAGGUUUGUAGCGCGGAAUUCCUGGAAUUGAGGAACCGCGAUUCCACGGGAAAUCGGCGGACAGCACGCGAUACAGUUUACGACGAUCUAACAUGAAGACAGAAUCCUUGUGUUAAUCGCGUAUGUACAGAUAUAAUCGUAGAAAGUUGCUCUCCUCUGGAUAAAUGCAGUGUACAUCACAAGCAUUGACAUCGUAUUGUUAAUUGGGAAAUUAUGUUACAAUUAUUGCCCAUAAACACACUUUCCAAACCUUCUUUUCUAUGGCUUGAGAUAAUAGAAAGAUGCACAAUGUUAUCGUUAAAAAUAAUAGUAAGCUAAUAAUAAUAGGGGAGGAUUAUUCGAGAUCACAAUUAAGAUCAAUAUAAUUUCUCAAAAGCUUGGAUUUUCGUGAAAAUGAAAUUUUAAGAAGUCGGACGUUCAACUAAGAAUGAACGUUCAAUUGAAGAAAUGGAGUGAAGAUUAACACAAAAGUCUCGUUUGAAACGAGUCUUCCAGAAAAGAGCCACCGGAGCAGAAAUAGUCAUGUCGUGUACAAAUCGAGGAAAACAGAAACGUUGUCGGAGCAGUUCUAUUCAUGUGCCAGCUGAAAAAGCAUUGUAACGUUCCACGAGGAAGCGAAGGGCAAUUUCGUAGCUUCCUGCGUGAAUACGGUGACGCGAAUAAUUGCGCGAGAAACGGGACAAAUAGCAAAAAGAAGGGGAAACAGAUGAAAGAAAAGGAAGGACGAAAAGCCUAGACCUGCAAAGUCAUAGUCAUCAUUGCGGUCCUCUUUUGUUCUUUGUUUCGAGCGUUGCAUGUCGUUAUAAUGAUCGAUAUUGCCGCUUUAUUUCCAAAGAAAUAUAACGGUCGAGUGUUGUUGACGAUUAAAUGGCGAAGAACACGAACUCGAUUCUAGAUGUCUGUGCAAAAACUAUCGGAAACGGCGCGAUAACCAGAACGAUCGUGAUAUCUUUUCAGAGAACUCAAUCAGAGAAAUGAUUUAUUUUAUACUUUCUUUGAUCAAUCGUAAUUAAGUAAUUGUGCGUAUCACUUGAUUCAGAGCGCAAGAAAUUUUAAUUGAUCCCAUAGUAAAACAUAUUAUAAUUAAGGAUAAUCGGGAGAUCCGUUGUGCGCACGCAACACGUUAAACAGAUCGUGUUUACAUCCGGAAUCACGAAAGCUUAUCCUUCUACUUGCAAUUACUCGGCGAUUUAGCAUGAUGCACCGUGAAAAUUUAUAGACGAUCCUUCUUACGUGAUUCUGCGUAAUUAACGAGUAGAUGAUUUCAUACACGUUAAUCAAGCAAUUAACAAAGCAUGCAUAAACACAAAAAUACUUCUUCUUCCAGAUCCAAUUAUACGAAUUAACCAACAAUUUUCCUUAAAAUCCGAGUCACCAUAUCUCAACAAAAUCGAUUUCUACGAUUAGCCAGAACGUUUCCUUUCGCGAUGUGAUCGCGUCGUCAUAUAAGUUAUAUUGCCAGCCUCCACUUUGCUAAGACACCGCCCUGUAAACAGACCACGCUUGAACAAUCCAGAUCGAUUACUCGAGUGUGAAACGAACCUCGAUUAACGAUCGAGAACGGGACACAAUCUCGCAUCGUCUCAUCGUCGUCGACGAUCGAUAGAUUCUUCCACCGCUGAAAAUGUUACGAAGACCCAUCGUCUUCGACGUCGUCCAAUGAUCAGAGAGAACAGAGACGGAGGUGGACGUGAAUGGACAGUGAAUCCUUCGUCACGCGUCAGUACCAAGUUAGAUGGCGGUCUCCUUCUCUGGGCUUUUCACGUUUCACCUAUAUAAACUAAUGGUCCGGCCUAGGGCGAAUGUCAGUUAACAUUUCAUUUGCCAGCUGGACAGUUCGUCUGUCAUCAUCUUGUGCCGUCAUACUUUUUUCAUCGUCAGAUCCUUCGAUGAUCGUGAAUCAUAGUUUACUACAGCCUUUAGGUGGCAUCCAUUCUUUUUGUGAAUUUUAGUAAGAUAAAUUGAAUCUUUUUAUUUCUCCGAAGUGUGUGCCGCGCUGCUUCUCGAUUCUCCGUAGAAUAUUAACUACUGGUGAAGGAAAUUCUCAGAUGAGACAGAAGAAUGCUGAUGGUAUACCCGCUGUUUCUUCUGCCUUUGUUAACGGCGACCGAAACCACGCAGCCCACGAUGAUGCAGGAGAGUUGGAAGCCUCAGUUGGAAAAUUCGACGACUCCUGCGGACUGGAUCAGUGACAGCAUUCUAAACGCUGUGGACGAUGUUCUUCCUGUGACACGUUCUUCUUUCGAAGCUCGCAAGAAGAAGAGGCACAAGCUGAACAAAUACAUCCUCCCCUUGAUUGUAGGAGUUAUAUUAAUCAAAUCGAUUCUUCUGCCUAUAGCGUUGAAAACUUUGGCUAUAUUAAGUGGGAAGGCAGUGGUUCUGAGUUUGAUGAGUCUAAUUCUGGCAGCUAUAGUAGGAUUGAAGAAGGUCGCUCAGGCUCACUCCACAAGCUACGAGGUGGUAAAUAUGCCCGUGAAUAAAUACAAGAGACAGGACUUUUUCGAGGGCGACGACACGGUGGACACUGAGCCUUACAAAUUUUAUAGGGAACGCCACAGGAAAAAGUAAAGACUCAUUACUAUUGAAAAUGUUAAAAACGUUUUGUUCAUUUCACCCUCGACCCCUACGUAUUUUAUAAUUCAUCGGUCGAUAGAAAAUCAAAUAUUAAUUUUAUUCCGUGACUUAACUAUACGCAGAGAAUCCAUUGUCUGUUCUGUCAAACAAGCUUAAAGCUGAUAAAAUUUUCCUCGUUCAAACUGACGCAAACGAAACUUGCUAAUUAUUCCAUAAUGCAACAGAAAAAAGCCGAGAGGUUAAUAAACGGAAAACGAAGCGAACCGUAGAAAGUGUUUUCGAACGGUAGCGAAUCAUUAUUUUACGCUUGCAAAUCAAAUCGUGCUUGCUGUAAGGAAUGCUCGAUUCCUUGGAAACGAUACGUAUAAUUCUAUAC